AUGCAGGACCUUCUGGAUCAGGAACUGGAUCGUAUGGACAAGCUGCCAAAGCAAGGUCUGUUCUGGGUGGAGCUCAGCGCCUAUGCUCUUGGUAUCAACAUAGCUCCGCGGAAGCGUAGCUCCAAGCACUGCCGACUGACGCUCAUUGUGGUCUUGCUUGUCAAUUUGAGCAUAAUCUACAGCCUAGUGGCGUUUAUUAUGGCUAAUUUCCAGGUCUCCUUUGAGACCUACGUUGAGGCUGUGCUGCUCACCUUCCAACUUAGUGUUGGGGUGGUCAAGAUGUUACACUUUCAAAGCAGCUUGGAAGCAUCAGUACAAUUGGUGCAUUCGACGGAGACAGGACAGGUACUGAAAUCUUUGGGUCUCUUCGAUUUGGAUUUGCCUCGAAAACAGGACCUCCUUAGGUCUUUGAGAUCAAUAUUGCUCGACAAUUGGCUGAUCAUCGAUCGCCAGGUCAUGUUUUUCUUCAAAAUUGUCACUAUGCCGGUGCUCUACUACACAAUGCGUCCAUACUUUCAGUACAUCUUCGAUUGCUAUAUUAUUCGAGAUACGUGUGAAAUGACCCUGACUUAUCCUGCUAUAGUACCUUUUGUGAAGCUUGGAGCCUAUGAAUUUCCUUCCUACGUGGUUCGAUUCUUUCUUUUGCAAAGUGGUCCCCUUUGGUGCUUUUUUGCUGUAUUUGGCUUCAAUAGCCUCUUUGUGGUGCUCACAAGGUACGAGUCGGGUCUGAUUAAGGUCCUACGAUACUUGGUGCAAAAUUCCACGUCGGACAACUUGGUGCCCAAGCAUCUACGGGUGCGGUAUCUUCAAUGUUGCGUCGGACUCUUUGCUCGUAUUGCGAAUCAUCAUAACCAGAUAGAAAACCUCUUUAAAUACAUUAUCCUGGUGCAGUGUUCCGUCAGCAGCGUCCUCAUAUGCAUGCUACUAUACAAGAUUAGCACCGUCUUGGAAGUGGGCUGGGUAUGGAUGGGCAUGAUUAUGGUGUACUUUGUGACAAUAACUCUGGAGAUCAGCUUGUACAAUGUAAGCGCGCAGAAAGUGGAGACCCAGAGCGAGCUGCUCUUCCAUGACUGGUACAACUGUGGCUGGUAUAAUGAAUCGAGGGACUUUAAGUUCAUGAUUAAAAUGAUGCUUCUCUUCUCUCGACGAACAUUUGUCUUGAGCGUUGGCGGCUUUACCAACCUCUCGCACAAGUUCCUAGUACAGGUCUUUCGGCUGAGUGGAAAUUUCUUCUUGCUAUUGCGGAAUAUGAACAACAAAUAAGCGGAGUUUGGUUUAUACAAAAUUACAACGUUGGAAAAGUUAUAUUUUGAAGUGAAAUCUUUAGGCAACUUAUACACAAAGACACAUGUUGCAAUUGGCACAUUAAACGUAGAUGACAAAUAUGUUAAUAUAAGUAUAUUAAAAGUA
Messenger RNA from Drosophila miranda, 1410 nucleotides. It is a transcript of the gene Or67b, whose product is annotated as odorant receptor 67b. Gene Ontology annotation, biological process: sensory perception of smell; detection of chemical stimulus involved in sensory perception of smell. The record is from RefSeq and is a predicted model, not a curated record. Gene Ontology annotation, molecular function: odorant binding; olfactory receptor activity. The coding region runs from base 1 to 1263 and encodes 420 amino acids. NCBI's taxonomy places the organism in Eukaryota, Metazoa, Arthropoda, Insecta, Diptera, Drosophilidae. Gene Ontology annotation, cellular component: plasma membrane. The transcript is spliced from 9 exons.